Messenger RNA from Aspergillus aculeatinus CBS 121060, 414 nucleotides. RefSeq lists its product as uncharacterized. Bases 46 to 258 code for a protein of 70 amino acids. Lineage: Eukaryota; Fungi; Ascomycota; Eurotiomycetes; Eurotiales; Aspergillaceae. The transcript has a single exon. The record is from RefSeq and is a predicted model, not a curated record.
CUCACAUUCGUGGAGCAUGAUAGCCUUUGCCAGCAUGUAUAUAGCAUGGCUCUCUAUCUCUGUCGCCUUACUUCUCCUGUUUUGUCUUUUGCUUCGCUAACCAGGUCUCUCCCCACAGGUUCAGUGUCCCCGGGUGCCGGAACCUUCCCUUAUCUGCUUCGCAUUCUUAUCCUCUAUGCGCAGGAUCUCAAGUCUGUUUUUCAUAGCGUGGGUCGAUGGAUUCGGUUCUUCCGCUGGGUACGCUGGUGUGAACAGUAACCGUUUGGUCGGAACUCGUUUUCAUUGAUAAGCACUAAAAUUACACAUAUGCAUUUCAUUCCAAGUCUCUCUCUCCCUCUCUCUCUCUCUCUCUUUCUCUGUCUUUCCCUUGUGGAAUUCUCCUCUGCUUGUCCGAGCAUGUCCCUUUCCACCCUA